Molecule: messenger RNA, 2342 nt
Organism: Leucoraja erinaceus (little skate)
Lineage: Eukaryota; Metazoa; Chordata; Chondrichthyes; Rajiformes; Rajidae
Gene: tcf21
Product: transcription factor 21
Exons: 2
Coding region: 161-712 (183 amino acids)
Biological process (GO): developmental process; regulation of transcription by RNA polymerase II
Molecular function (GO): DNA-binding transcription factor activity, RNA polymerase II-specific; RNA polymerase II transcription regulatory region sequence-specific DNA binding; protein dimerization activity
Source: RefSeq, a predicted model, not a curated record
GAGAAGCGAGAUAAAUUGUGGAUGUCGCAUCCAGAUCGCAGGGUCUUCAAUCAAACUGAGUAUAAGGAAUUCAUCCCAGCUGAAGAGCGCCACAUUCCUAACUUCCUCGCUGCCUUCUCGGUCAUUAAGUCUCAAUUUGCAGGAGAUCGCGCCGAUAACCAUGUCCACUGGGUCCGUUAGCGAUGCAGAAGACCUCCAGGAAAUGGACGGGCUGGGCACGGAGGAGGAAUGCGACGUUUUAAAGAGGAAAUCCAGCAAGGAGUUCUGCACUUCCAACGACAGCAACGAAGACAGCUCCAACACCGAACACGAGUCGCCCAAAAAGGUCAGGGGAGCUUCGGGAAAGAGACGCAAGGCGAGCUCCAACAAGCCCCCUCUGAAUGGAGUGACCCAGGAAGGGAAGCAGGUUCAACGUAACGCAGCUAACGCCAGGGAGAGGGCCAGAAUGAGGGUACUCAGCAAAGCCUUCUCCCGCCUCAAAACCACCCUGCCCUGGGUCCCGCCAGACACCAAACUGUCCAAACUCGACACCCUGCGGCUGGCGUCCAGCUACAUCGCACACCUGAGACAGAUCCUAGCCAAUGACAAGUACGAGAACGGCUACAUUCACCCAGUCAACCUGACAUGGCCGUUUAUGGUCGCGGGAAAGCCGGAGAGUGAGCUCAAAGAGAUUGCGAAUACUGGUCGCCUGUGCGAGACUACAGCCUCAUGACUAAAAUACAUAUAAAGGAACAGUUCGCAUAAUUUCGGAGGAAAAUCCAAAAGCCACAGAGAAAGUAACCGAGGAAGGAACCGUGGACACAUUUCUGCAGCCCGGCACCACCACUGAGUGGCCAGUGUUCCUCCACUCAGCGCGUCGAUAUCGUCCCAUUACUUUGCUGGUCAGAGUACGAAAGGGAUCUUUUACGUCUUCAUUAAUAACAGUGAUCAGACUUUAAUAUUGUCCCGAAAGACAUUAUAGGUACGUUAAAUUUCAGAGCUGACUUUGAUAGUCACAUGCUGUGUAAGGAAGCAUAACAUAAAAUAUAUGUAUAUAUAUAUAUAUAUAUUUUCUUUAUCCGCAGGUCUUUGGAAAUGUUGUAAAUAAAAAGUCUGCUUUUAUAUUUAAACCGCUGUGACCGUGUGGGCAUGUAUGACGUGCUGCCGUCUCUCUAGCUCUGUGUAAGUGCGCUGUGACACUGUGCUGAUUGAUUGCCCCGCAUUUUGCUUGUAUCGGACCCCGAACCUCGACGAUCGAGGCGACAAGAGUGACAACAGUAACGAUUUGUUUAUUUCUUCCACUGAAAGGAUAAGCAAGAGAUAGCUCGUGUUAGUUGAGCCAGGGCUCAAAGAAAACAAACAUUCCGAGCUGGCUCAUCGCUGGGGUUUAGGACCAAUGUUGACCUCGUGAAAAAACAAAAAACAACUGCCGGAGAACUAAUUUGAGAUGCUCCGUUAUCACACAAGUAAAUACAUACACGUAUUUCAGUCAUGGGACUUUGGAAACAAAAUGAAACUCUAUAGGCGGAGGAACAGCACUUCGCAUUUCGCUUAGGCAGCUUGCAACCCAGCGGCAUGAAUCUUGAUUUCUCUAACUUCAAGUAACCCUUGCCUUCCCCAUCUCCCCCCUCCAUCCCACACCCCAGUUCUCCGACUAGUUUCACUGUCCUCCUGAUUAAUUUUACUGAUUUGUGUUCCUCGUUGUCAUCAACCAUUCAUUCUACAUUUCCUUGAGCAUUGUCUGCUUUAAUCUGUCGUUUUCACACCUUACCCUUCCAUAUCUCGAGUCUCCAUCUCCCCGACAGUCUGAAGAAGGGACUCGACCCGAAUUAUCACCAUUCUUUCUCUACAGAGGUGCUGCAUGUCCCGCUGAGUUACUCCAGCUUUUUGUGUCUAUCUCUAGGUGUUAGGUUUUUCACACGCCAUAGGUACUGGGAGCAAUCGUCCAAUGUUUGGUUUCACGAAGAGAUUAAAUUCCAUAGGACUGCUUACUGCUUCGAUAAGUGUUUCCUCAGUUACAUUAUCUUUAUAUAGUUGACAUCGAGCCUGCAUAGAUUAUGACAGACAAAAGUACCUUUUAACACAAAGUGCUGGAGUAACUCAGCGGUAAGGCAGCAUCUCUGGAGAAAAAUGAUGGGUGACGUUUCGGAUCGGGACCCUUCUUCAGACUCAAAUUUCGCAGUGGAGUAGACAAAAUGUGCAGAAAGGGACUGCAGGUGCUGGUUUAUACCGAAGAUAGACACAACGUGCUGGAGUAAUUCGGCGGGUCAGGCAGCAUCUCUGGAGAAAAAUGACGUUUCGGGUCGGGACCUGCAGAAGGUCGUAUUUUUUUAUACAAAGUAAUUGCAGAUAUCGGUUUACCA